This is a messenger RNA of Candidozyma haemuli, 1725 nucleotides long. Its product is annotated as glycosyltransferase family 15 protein. Gene Ontology annotation, cellular component: Golgi apparatus; membrane. Gene Ontology annotation, biological process: cell wall mannoprotein biosynthetic process; protein N-linked glycosylation. Gene Ontology annotation, molecular function: alpha-1,2-mannosyltransferase activity. Bases 1 to 1725 code for a protein of 574 amino acids. Lineage: Eukaryota; Fungi; Ascomycota; Pichiomycetes; Serinales; Metschnikowiaceae. The transcript has a single exon. The record is from RefSeq and is a predicted model, not a curated record.
AUGUCUGAAGAAUACCAAGAGGACCAUCCUUUCUCGGAUGAGAUGGGCUUCAUGACACAGAAACCUUCUUUUUUCAAUCGUCUUCGAUUUCGCCUACGCUCUAGGCUACCACGACUCACGUUGCUCAAGAAGAUUUGGAUAGCGCUUUUCCUUCUGUUUGUUAUUCUUCUAGUGGUAUCGCUUAAGAUUAGACUGAAGCGUGCUAGAAAGAACUUUGACGAUGGCAUUGAUGUGCCAGACUAUAAUAACAUCAAGGAUAGACGCCUAGGCAUGAAAGACCUAAGUUCUAGGAUUGACUUUCCUUUCGAGGUUGGUUGUCGAGUGCCUGAUGUUGAUGCUCCUCGAGCGAACGCUUCGUUUGUGAUGCUAGCUCGAAAUUCAGAACUAGACGAUGUGGUGAGCUCCAUGGACUCGCUAGAGAGACACUUUAAUCAGUGGUUCAACUAUCCAUGGAUUUUUCUUAACGACGUCGAGUUCGACGAUAUAUUUAUUCAAACGGUUAAAAAGCAUACUAAAGCCAAAUGUGAAUUUGGCACCGUUGCCCCAGAAAAGUGGAACUUCAGUCCUGAUAUAGAUAAGGAUUUACUUAAGGAAAGCAUAGAGAGCCAGGGCGAUCGGAAGAUCCUCUACGGCAGCAUGGAGUCUUACCAUAAGAUGUGCAGAUUUUACUCUGGUGAGUUUUUCAGGCAUCCGCUUGUUCGUAAGCAUGAAUGGUACUGGAGAGUGGAGCCUGAUGUCAAGUUCUUUUGCGACUUGACAUACGACCCGUUUAUUGAAAUGGAGAAGCAUAAGAAGAAGUACGGAUUUACCGUCGCAAUCACAGAAAUCUAUUACAGUGUUCCUUCGCUAUUUUCUGCCACGAAGACAUUCAUCAAGGAAAAUGGCAUCAAGGUGGGCACCGCAUGGGAGGUUGCCGUCAAGCGCUUUAAAACUUUGAAUGGCAAGAACGCGGAUAAAUAUAAGAACUACGAGAGUUUGACAAAAGAAGAGUUUGAAGUGGCUGUCGAAAAUGAGCUUAACUUGAGGACUCUUCUUGGAAAGAAGGGUAAGACAGACAAGGAUUUGGCGGAUGUCAAAGAUUUCGAACAUAUACGCGAUAUUUUCGACGAAGCCAGGGAGAAGCCAAAUCUUCAUUUGGACAAGUUCGAUGAUGAAGAGUAUAGUCUAUGCCACUUCUGGUCAAACUUUGAGAUUGCACGUACCGAUCUCUUCCUUUCCGAUGAGUACCAAGCAUACUUUGAUUAUUUGGAAAGAGAUGGCGGUUUCUAUAAAGAAAGAUGGGGAGAUGCGCCAAUUCACUCCCUUGCGGUCGCCAUGCUUCUCAACAGAGAAGAAUUGCAUUAUUUCCGUGACAUCGGUUACAAGCAUACGACCAUGGGCCACUGUCCCAACAACGCACCUGGAAAACAACUUCCGUACGUACCAGCACAGAAACGGUUCACCCCUAGAAAGGAUAGCACAUGGACGAGCUUUUUCAAAAAGAACACACCGGAUGCUACAGCUAGGAAUGGAGUUGGGUGUCGAUGUGAGUGUCCUAUAGGCCAUAAAGACGUGGAGGACUACUCUAGUACUUGCAUAAAACGGUAUUCAUACGUGAUGUCCGAUUCAUUCAAAGAAACCACAGCAUUCGACCUUGACAAAACUGAGCAUGAGGUCAGCAGGAAGAUUGACCGAUACUUAAAGCUUGGAGGCAAGUUUGCCAAGCACUCAGUGCAAAAUGUAUAA